UUGAGGAAAGCAGUGUGCUAUCAAACGCAAACCAUACAUUGUUAUAAACAAGCAAAUCUUUUAUUUUUCGGAUAUAGAAACAAAUCCAGUCAAUAAUCGUAAAACAAUGGAAGGAGUGACAGAUGAACACAUAUCUAAACUAUCCCGAACAGAGCAACGCAAACUUAAAUUGGCAGAAUACCUGGCAGCAAAAGGCAGACUGAAACCCCCUAAUCCAAAGCCUUAUCUCAAAGACAAUCCUGUUAUCCUUAAAAACAGAGUACAGCGAACAGAGACUCAUCCAAAAGUUAAAACAGUAGGUGAUGAAAAGGAGAAUUGUGACACUAAUGGCGCCAAUAUCAAUCAAACAAAAACAGUCAAAUCUUUGGCAGAAGUACGUAGAAAGGCUGCCAAUUCCUCCACAAAAACAGAACUUUGCACUAAACCACUGCCUAGACCAACAUAUUCCACUAUUUUACGAAAUGCACCACUUCAAACCACAGUUUUAAAUAGACAGACCAACAGACCAGCAUUUCUUCAAAAUGCAAGAGAACUGAACAAGACUGAGAAACCGUCAUUGUCGCAGCCGCUCAAAACCCAUCAAUACAGCCUUCGAUAUGUCCGAAGCAAAGUCCAGCAAACGCAAGCACCUCCCCAUACUGAAAAUAACACUCAAAGGUCUACAAAAUCAAGUCUUGGUCCAUCACAGCCUGGAUGUGGCACCUCUGUCCACAGAAGAGCAGAUCAGAAUUGUAAUAAGACUGACCUCCAGUCAAAGAAGCCCCUGGUAAAAAAAUUUGCUUCAGUCAAAACAACUGCUAAUGUCAAUGUCAAAACGACCGAGAACCAACAGAAGAGUCGAAGACCAGUGACCAACACCGAGAGCAAAAUUCAGACAAACAAUGUUUGUAAACCUCCAACUAGGCUUGCAAACUCGACGCAACAGCCCAAAGUCCAGAGUGUUGUAUCAAAGCUUGGGAUUAACAGUAACAAUGCUCGGACCAUGAGCCGGUCUUCACAGCCAGUGAUGGAUAGAUCAAACAAAAAUCAGAGAAAGGAUCUUCCGUGUGUCCCAAAAAAAGUAGAUGCCACAAACAAAGCUGUCGUAAAAACAAGAGUUUCUUCAACUGUAUCUACAAAAAGUGACACUACAGCAAUCAUUAAAAAUAACCGUACUGCUGUUAAACCAACUGGUGUCAAUGCUUCUCGAAACACCAAGAGUUCAGUGCUGCCACAAACCACCACCUUCUCCCAAAAGCCCAAGAGGUCCAGCCAGGCAAACCCCACGGUCCAGUUACAGACUCCCAAAACCAGUUUCUGUCCAAGUACUCAAGGUGUCCGAACAGCUCCAGUAGAUGGAAAAGUGCAGCCGACUGCAGCUCAGGAGGAAAGACUGCGUAAACUCCAGGAAUGGCGUGAGUCAAGGGGGAUUACGUAUAAACGUCCCCCAAUGCCUGUCCGGCUGGUGAGGAGGAAGACUGUGUCAUCAUUUCCACAGCCCUACUGGACUGCUAUGGAGCAGGAAGAUGAGGUCCAUAGUAUUGUCUUUGCUGUGGAUCGAUCACUGGAUGACUGUAUUAAAUUAUUACAGCAGGGUUUCCAAGUGGAAAAGGUCAGAGAUGUGCUGUCUCGGAUACCGAUGGCACAGAAGUUUGCAAAGUACUGGAUCUGCCAGGCCAGACUAAUGGAAAGAGAAGGAAACAUGGAGGUCCUGCCCAUGUUUCAGGAGGCCGUUCGAGUAGUGAGAGAGCCAGUGGAUGAGCUGCGAUCUGUGGUUUUUGAGAUCCUUAAGAAGAACCAAGCUCAAGGUUCAUCUCCUGCUCCAAAUAUGUCGGAAACAUUAGAGCCAAGGGCGGAUGACGAGCAAGGAGUCCCUGGUGACAUCAUGUGCACUCCAAAACCUGUUGGUGCACUUAUACGUGCAAUGAAGGGAGACUCAUCUGUCGUCAAAUAUAAAAUUACUGCCACCCCAGGGGGCAAGAGGAGUCAGCAAAUGGCAGUGCAAGGACAUGUAGACGGUCACGAAAUUCGUUUCUUUACCCCCGUUCGGCGUUCUGCCCGGAUUGAGAAGGCUGCUCCACGCUACCCAACAGCUUUGCUGGAACACGAUCCUUGUGUAACCUCUUUCUCUGACCUUGUAGUUGAGGAAAAGAAUAAAGGUGACACUCCACCUCAAAACUCCCCCGUAUAUGUGUACCGAGAGAAUGAGGCUUUGAGGGACCACAUCCAAGUUCAACUUGUUUUUCCAGACGAGGUUGAAACAUAAUAUUAUCGUGCCUGACCGUAUGGAAUCAAUUAAUUUUAUAAAUUUUAAAUGAGUUGUUGUUUGUUGUAAAAUAUUUUUUGUGUUUGUUCUGGUGUGUGUGGCACGUCUAUUACCGAUGUUUAUAGCUAUCUUUUGGUAUAUUUUACACAAUUUCAGUAAUGCUGUUUAUCUUCUUUGGUAUAAUACAAUUCGACAUAUAGAUAAAACAGAAAUGAUUCCAGUCCUGUAUUUUGAGCUUUCAUUUGUUGUGUGUGUAUAUUGCCGCAUCUACCAAAAUAUUUCACUCAUCAUCAAGGUUUCAUGCAUAGCCAUCAUACUGCAAAGGAUUUGUGUACACAACAAAAAUAAAAUCAGUGCUACUUGGAUUCAUUUUAUUUUUAACUUUAUUGUGUGUAACGCAAGAAUAAGUCAGAGUUCAUGGGCUAAAUAGUUAGCAUAUUUAGGUUUUGUAAGUGCAGACAAUUUAUUGAAUAGAUUAGUAGUUUGUUAGGGAGUAAGUUUUGUAAAGGAGUUUUGCAAGAUGAUAUGAAGCAUAUGAGAUUUUGUUUUUAUGUUCUUGUUAAGUCUUAAAAGCUUCAGUCAUCGUUCGCAAUAAGUGUGAGGUCCAGAAUAAAGUCACUUGAGUUUUGAUAAGGUUUGGGUGAGUGAAUAAUGAAAGAAUAUUCAGUUUCCAGUUUCUUUAAUGUCUCACCUUAAGUUUUAAGGAAUGUGACCAAUAUAAAAUCCAACACAUUGUGAAUCUUAACCUUUAUCAUUGUUCUUCUCUUUUAGGUGGCUAACCAAACCUCAGUUUUAUUUGCAUAAUAUUCUGUACUCAUUUUUAUUCUUUACUUAAAAUGUUGGCUUUACAUGGCCUUAUCUCAUACAUACUUUCCCCUUAGCACAUGUACAAAAAAAUUUUCUUUUAGAUUUCGUAGUUCUUACUGUAAGUUUUUCUGUGCUUAAAAAUUAAUUACAAAGAUUUAUUUCUUGCAUGUGAGCAAUGAAACCGCUUACACUGUUUUACAUUUGACAAAAAUAAUCAAACCACAUGCAUAUUUUAAAGUAGCUCUAGCCAAAAUAAAUGAUGUCCCACAUUGCAAAAGAAUGUCCCUUUGUUAUUUGGAAUAUUACACAGCUUGUUAAAAUGUAUGAUUGUAUUCCUAACAAUUACUCAACACUAAUAACACGGGAACCUGGAUUCUGCUAAUCAUUUUACGGGAACAGU
Molecule: messenger RNA, 3452 nt
Organism: Paramisgurnus dabryanus
Lineage: Eukaryota; Metazoa; Chordata; Actinopteri; Cypriniformes; Cobitidae
Gene: ckap2l
Product: cytoskeleton associated protein 2-like
Cellular component (GO): centrosome; mitotic spindle; cytosol
Source: RefSeq, a predicted model, not a curated record